Microthlaspi erraticum is the source of this 1737-nucleotide messenger RNA. NCBI's taxonomy places the organism in Eukaryota, Viridiplantae, Streptophyta, Magnoliopsida, Brassicales, Brassicaceae. The record is from the annotation of a GenBank genome assembly.
AUGUACCUAGUUCCGGAUCUACUUGAAGAAAUUUACCUUCGACUGCCCGUGAAAUCAAUCCUCAGAUUCAAAACCGUGUCAAAACAAUGGAGAUCGAUUCUGGAAUCGAAGGAGUUCUUAGAGAAGCGUAUGAGUCUCCAAAAGAACCACCGGAAAAUCCUGGCCGCUUGCAGCAAGUGGCCAAGUCUCCUCUCCAAGCCGCAGUUCGUAGGUGACCAAGAGAUCGUCAAUGUGCCCUGCCACGCCGCACGAUGGAUGACUUGCGACGGUUUAGUCUGCUUCCCUGGACCAGAUUGGAUCGACGUUGUAAACCCUUCCACCAGACAAUCCCAACGAUUCCCUUCCGGCUUAAACCGCCGUCGAGACAAAAGAAUAUUUUCUUUCGAAGGAUAUCCAUACUAUACAGAUUGGGCAAUGGGAUUCGGUAAAGACAAAGUUACAGGAAGAUAUAAAGUAGUGACGAUUUGUUUUCCUAAAACUGGACGACGGGCUCGUGUGAUGCAAUGUAGUGUUCUUGAUGUUGAAACUAGUACAUGCCGAGAUGUGAAUGCACCUAAUUAUUUGGACCUUGUGGGAAUCACAUCAGCCUAUGUGAAUGGAUCGAUCUACUGGUUUUACUAUGGGACUCAUAGUUACAAAUUACUAGCCUUUGAUCUUCACAAAGAAGAGUUCCAUGAUGUUGUCUCAGUUCCGGAUCCGUUGAUACCAUACGACGCUGAGAUAGUGAAUCUUAUGGAACGUUUAGCCAUAGCCACAACGAAAGUAGUUGGGUCUGAAUGGAUACUAGAGAUAAUGAGCAUGGACGUAGAAGAGGAAAUAUGGAGCAAGACUUACUCUAUAAGUUUAUCCAAUAUAGAUGUUUGGCGGGAAUACCAGCAUCCGUGGUACACGCCGGUAAAUGUUUCUGAGGAAGGGAAUCUUGUCUUUCAUGAUAAUCGCAUGAGACUGUUCAAAUAUUAUCAAGGGAAAGAUGAGGUUUGUUGUCUCUCUUCAGACAUUUGUGUUAUAUCUUCUUACUCGGAGAAUUUGGUUCGACUUCCUUCAGAAUCAAGAAGCCCUGAUCUAGGAUUUGCCGUCCUGCGAUGGAUCCAGCAGCAGCUAAUUAAGAGUGAUACGAUCAAGCAAACCCAACAUAGCAUUUUCAGCGCAAUCCAUCUAGGAGAGUACUUCUUGAUUUUGGUGGUUCCUCUCUGCAAAAGUCGUCGUCUAGGGCUGGGUAAGAUUGCAGAAACAGAUCCGACUACAGCAUUUUUCGCAGACUACAAUGAAGACCUCCUUCAGAGGAACGAAGAGCUUAAAGCCAAAGUUGAUGCUUUAGAAGCUUCCAAAGUAGAAACAGAAGAGAGGCUGUCUAGUACACAAGAGGAGCUCACCACUACAAAGACUCAAGUCUCAAAAAUGGAUGCGUUUAUGAGAACUCAGCUACCGCCUCUUCUGGAUUCGUCCUUAACCGCUACAAGCUCGCAUCCAGCUCAGCAUCAAUCCUUUAGCUCCGUUAAGCUCCGCUUAGCUCCGCUACAUGUCCGUCCAUACGUCCUGAUGCACUUCUUGACUGAUUCACGAUCUGCGUCAAACCAGUUGCAUCUUCAAUCUGUCGGGAAUCAACCGACGAAACCACUUGUCAAAAUUCUCUCACUUAUGUGUACAGACAGUUUAACGACGGAAAACCAACGCUAUAAAUGUCCUUGGAAACCCGUUGGAAAAUGGGUCUCUCGCAAAUCGUUCGGAAAUUUCUGA